UUUUUCUCAAUUGUUGUGUUCGCUGCUUUAGAAAUUGUUGUUGUCAAUUGAUUUUUUUUUUACGAAAAGAAAAAUGUCUACACAAAUUGUUAUACCAACACCAGGUACAUCAUCUAAAUCAAAUACAAUAAAUAAAUCCUCAUCAACAACAACAGCAGCGGCAGCAGCAGCAUCAAAAACAACUACAACAGCUAAUCGUUUCCAUAAUCGUUUUCGUCCACCACGUAAACCUGAAAUACAAGUGGAUAAAAAUGAAUUGAAACAAAAAUUAACACCAUUACAAUAUAGAAUAACACAAGAAAAAUUUACUGAAAGGCCAUAUUCAGGUGAAUAUCUACGUCUAAAUGAUCAUGGUAUCUAUUGUUGUAUUGUAUGUGGUGAAGAGAUAUUCUCAUCGGAAACUAAAUAUGAUUCUGGCUGCGGUUGGCCAGCAUUUUAUAAUACGAUUGAUGCAGAUAAAUUGAUCACACAGACCGAUCUUUCUCAUGUCGGUGGAAAUCUAUUAUUAUUAGCAUUAAAUCAAGAUCUGGCACGUACAGAGGUAACAUGUGCAAAAUGUGGUGCACAUAUUGGCCAUGUAUUUGAUGAUGGUCCAAGGCCAACCGGUAAACGUUAUUGUGUUAAUUCAGCUGCAUUAAAAUUUAUAAAAUCUAAUGGUGAAGAAGUUAUCUGUGAUAUACCAGCAACAUCAGUAUCAUCGAGCUGCUGUUUUCGUUCGCCCACCAAAAUAAUUAAUUCUAAAUCAUUAUCACCACCAACACCACCAACGCAUAUAACACAGCCACAAUUGUCAUCGGAUACCGAUUCAACAAAGACUAAAUCACAAUUGUCAUCAUCAUUUGAUAUAACAAAUAAACCAUUAUUAAUACCAACGAAACCAUAUCGUCAAUCUAAACAAUCAAAGACAAAGUCAUUAUCACCUACAACACGUCCUUUAAUUGAUGGAACAACGAAUGAAACAACGUUAUCAUCAACAUCAUCAUCAUUGGCAAUACAACCAUCAUUGCAUGCAAGAAAAGUUCAAAUGAAUAGAGAGGAUUUUUUCAAAUCAUCACAACCAUCAUCAUCAUCAUCAUCAUCAUCAUCAACAUUAAAUAAUAUUCGUACAACUAAAUAUAACGAAAUCAAUGACCGUAUAAAAAAUUCAUUGUCAUCACCAUCAUCAUCGACAACAAUAAAACAACAACCAGUGAUGGUUUUUAACAAUCGUAUCAGAAAAAUUGCCAACACUUUUGAUCAAGAACAACAGAAUUCUAUUAAAAGUGAUUUGAAUAACAAUAAUCAAUAUAGUAAUAAUAAAACAACAAAUUCAACGACAUUAAUGACUAAUAAAUUAUAUAGUGAUGUAAAAUCCCGUUAUCUUGAUCAUUUAAAUAUGAUGAGCAAAAAAAGUGUUAUUAAACACACAUUUACAUCAUCGGUAACGAAAAAAUCAUCACCAUCAAAAGCUGCUACUACUGCUGUAUUGGAAAGUGAUUUGUAAAUUUUAUUUUUAUUGUUAUUGUUGUUGUUGUUCUGAAGAAAUAAACAAAUUUUUACAUCGAUUCGAUAUUUUUCUUUUUCUGGACCAUUUUCUUCUGUGAUGUUGCAUUUUGUUUAUUAUAUUAAUUGUAAAUCGUAAAACAAAUACA
Messenger RNA from Dermatophagoides farinae (American house dust mite), 1631 nucleotides. RefSeq lists its product as uncharacterized. Gene Ontology annotation, molecular function: peptide-methionine (R)-S-oxide reductase activity. Gene Ontology annotation, cellular component: cytoplasm. Lineage: Eukaryota; Metazoa; Arthropoda; Arachnida; Sarcoptiformes; Pyroglyphidae. Gene Ontology annotation, biological process: response to oxidative stress; protein repair. The record is from RefSeq and is a predicted model, not a curated record.